Messenger RNA from Anneissia japonica, 2052 nucleotides. Its product is annotated as keratin-associated protein 4-5-like. NCBI's taxonomy places the organism in Eukaryota, Metazoa, Echinodermata, Crinoidea, Comatulida, Comatulidae. The coding region runs from base 78 to 599 and encodes 173 amino acids. The record is from RefSeq and is a predicted model, not a curated record. The transcript has 7 exons.
AUAUUCCUUAUCAUAAUACUUAAUGCGCUGGACGUCAUUACAUGGACUCUGAUCAUUAGGACUGAUCAGAAUUCAAGAUGGCCAAACUACUCGCACUACUUAUGCUCUGUGUGCUUCCCGUUGUUCUUGCAGACAACGCCCAAUGUUUCUCAAACGAAUGUGGUCCUCUGGAAUUUUGCUGCGGACCUCAUGAAUGUUGUUUGAAGGACUGCUCAUCAACUAAUUGUGCUGUCGACCAGUAUUGCUGUGGAAACGAAAAAUGCUGCCAUCAUGAGUGUCAUUCAGAAUUUUGUGAUCCCCGGAAUGAAUACUGUUGUGGUGAAAACAAGUGCUGUGCAUUCAAAUGUGCUGGCGGGUGUGAUGAUGACCACUUCUGCUGCGGCACAAACUUAUGCUGCGCUAAUCAGCUAUGGUACUCCUUCUGGUGGAUAUGGGCUAUUUCGAGCUUCGCAUUCUUACUUCUCCUUUCGUCUUGUAUCGCCGUCUGUUGCCGGGCAUGCUGCUCUCGUAAACCCAAUGAGGUCGUAAUAUAUAGAGCAGAUGCCAACCCAUAUAAUCGAUUCGAAAACGAAUUGAAAACAUGUACGGAACAUUAUUAAAAUAUAUAGGUCUAGAUAAAAUAAAAGUUGUUAAAAAGCGUACUAUAGGCCUACAGCGCAUAACAGAGAAUCGUAAAAUUGAUUGUGUUAUAAUUUUGUGACAACUAAUUUAUUUACUUUUGUACUCUAAUCAUAAUAUUAUUGUGUUUAUACUUUUGUUUCUUAAAGUCAUGCUCCGGAGGAAAAAUAUGUUUUGAUAUGUGUAGAACUAAUUAAGACAGAAAACAAUUUGUUUGACGAAAAACCUGGGAACGGUAUAUGAAAUACAAUGUGAACAUUUAAAAACUGGGGGCGUAACCUCUCUUUUUUCCACCUUUUCCCCCAGUUUUUGAAUAUUAAAAAAUCUGUAUCUCUUUAACAGUUCCUGAAAUCAAAAUUAGCAUUUGGGAGGACGACAUAACUUGGAACUAUUGAUAUACAGUAGUAUAUCUCAAUAAAGAUAUACUGUACUUAUAAUUUAGCAAUAUUAAACCCAAUCCGACAUUGGUUAGAAACAAACUUUUAAAUCUAAAUCCAUAAAUUCUUAAUGCAUAAAAUUUAAAAUGUAGAUGUAUGGUCGUCUGGAUGGUUAAUCACAUUGUUUAGGGGUAGGAAAGUUGCCGCAGCCAGAUGACGUCAUUCAGCAAGCUACUAAAUUCAAUUACAUCAGCGAAACCCAAUUCAUAAAAGAAUAUUUUGUUUCAUGAAAAAAUACACGUGAAAUAUCCUAUGUAGUAAUUAUACACUAUAAUUUUAAUAAGCCUAUAAUAUGUGUAAGGAAAGGUAGGAGAGCUACCCAUAGUUCGCAGCCCCAUUGUUCGGUAUUUCAUAUUGGCAUGAUCCGUGACUGUCUAGCCGCCGUUGAGAAGCGCUUAAUUAUGCAGCUUCAUGUUCACAUCAUCAGUGGCGUAUCCAGGGGUGCGGGGGGCGCACACCCCUCAAAAAAUUACCCGCUCCCCCCCCCCCCCCCCACAAAAAAAUCACUUGCAAGUAGAUAAAAUUAUCUAAAAUUACCUUAUUUUGCGAGUUAGUACCACCCCUCAAAUGAUCAUCGAGCCCCUUCACCCGCACGCUCCCCAUCAGCACCCCCAUUUCAAGACUUCAAGAUACGCCACUGCACACCAUUCCAGAAUGGCACGGACUGAGAUGUUAUCGACACGGGAUUUCACCCGUUAUAAUGUUAACGUCACAUUUUCUGUUCAAUUCUUCUUUCUCAUAGUUAUUUACACUUGACCAGGGGUCUGUAAUCCCAGAUUGAAUAUGUACAUGAUUUAGAUUUGUUUUUUGUGAUAAGUAUCUACAUACUCUGUAUUUCCUUUUCUUUUGUUAUCUGUAUUUUCUUUUGUUAAUAUGUUGAUAUUUUUAUAUCUUUGUAAAAUUAACAUAAUGCUGAUAAUAGACUUCGAGAGUAUCUAUAUCAAUAAAGCAUUGAAUAUAAUUGAAAUUGAAUUAAAAUCAACAUGUAGUAAACAAA